UAAAAGCCCAGGCUCCAUAGUACAAUAAGAAUGAAGCCUGUGCAGUGAAAGUUGAGCCGUGUGCACUGACUGCGCCUCCGACUGCUCAACAACUAGUUCGGUCUGUUCACAGCUAUGUUUACUCUUUUCUUGGUUGGACUAGAUGGAAAUUAAGGUGCUGGCUAAAGCCUUGUACGACUACCAAGGCAAUGGACCCGGAGAGCUCGCCAUGAAAUCCGGCGACAUGGUCGGCCUGCGCUGGAGAGUGGAUGACAAUUGGUAUUACGGCGAUAUCAAAGGGAACAGUGGGCUUAUACCCAGUAGUAUGGUGCAGAUCCUGAGCGAGCAAACGCAGCCGGCGCCAUUGUGCCGUGCUCUCUACGACUUUGACCUGAGCCGACUGGACCCGGUCGACAGGAAAGAGUGUCUAGCCUUCAUGAAGGGAGACGUCAUCACUGUGAUUAAGCGAGUGGAUGAGAACUGGGGUGAAGGGAAGUUGGGAGACAAGGUCGGCAUCUUUCCUUUGCAGUUUACAGAGCCAAAUCCGACUGCGUUUAAACUCCUGGUGAGUGCGAAGGCGAGUGAUUUGGCAGAAAUUCACCCACGCAACGCGAGAGGGAGCAGCAGGAGGCUGAGCCUAGAUGCAGACAGCCAAAGACGACUCUUCAGGACGCAGGCGAGUGCUACCAGGCCUCCCGAUGUCAGCGUCCUAAACACUCUGAACCACGGUCAGACCCAGAGCUUAACAGCUCCUAGCGCUUCCCUGAAGCCCGGACGACUCUCCACCGUCUCCAAACUGCGGUCUGGCAGCGCUCAGAGAAGCCAGUCAAAGGGCGAAAAAAAGAUGAACGGCGAAGCUCCUCCAACAAUCACCAUGGCCCUCAUCAACCCUCAGGCUCCCCCUUCGCAGGCAGAGAGCAAACAUCCCCCCAUCCAGCAACUGUCUAUCAGUGUGUGCGCUGCCUUGUAUUCGUACACUCCCCAUCGCCCCGAGGAGCUGGAACUGAGCAAAGGCGAGAUGGUAGGGGUUUACGGGAAGUUUAAGGAAGGCUGGUUACGAGGUCUCUCUCUCAGAACUGGCAAAGUUGGAAUCCUGCCUGCCAACUACGUCACGCCCGUGCUUAGAACCUCUGCAAUGUUUGUCGAGCAGCCAAAGCUUGCUGUUCCCAGUGCUGCCAUCACAUCAGCAAAGAGAUACACGCCCCAGAAUCUCCAAGCUGCAUCACUGCCUCUUGAUAAAGUAAAGGUUGAAGUGGCUGCUCCAGUCUGUGCCAUGUCCCCACAGGCAGCUGUAGCAUCUGCCAGUACAGUGAAAUGUCCUCAGGCAGGGGGAAAGCAGGGCUGGGACACGGUCAAACGAGCCUUACAGACUUCACACAGAGGCUCAUUCCGGCAUAGCAGCUACCAUCUCCAAAAUACCGGUUCAAGCCUUCAUCCUCCACCUCAGGAUUUGGGACAGAUCUACGGCUUUGGCCGCUCUCCCGUCCUUCCCAGGAAGAGAAACGGCUUGUUUUCAAAUCCCAUCAGGUCACAGCACUGGACCUAUGAAGGAACAACCCCCUCUGCUGGUGGUGGUGGUGGUGGUGGUGGUGGUACCUACCAGCCAUCAGAUACCAGAUACAUGUCUCCGAAAGAGACUUCCUCAGCUCCUCAGUCUAUUCUGGUAAAACCAGAUACUCACAGGCACAACACGGAGAAGCCUGUGAAGUCGGUAAGGUUCCUGACUGAAGACGUCCCCCAAACCACAACGAGGUUGUCGUCUGUGUCGUCUGGAUCGCAGGUCACUGGUAACUCUCAGAGCAGUUCCAUGGCUCUGGAGCACUGGAACCCGUCAGCCAUCAUGGGUCGAGAUGGAAGUACCUCAGUCCUUAAAGACACAAAGACAAUCAUGCAAAGAAAAGGUCAUGGUCAGAAUAAUGCCAGUGGGGAUUUUCUGCCUUUAAGUACAAAACUGUACACAGCCAACAGCCAGUCCAGCCCCAUCAGACACAGGAUGUUGAAGACGUAUAAUGCAAAGACUGAUGCGGAACUGAACCUGCUGGAGGGAGAGGUCGUGUUGGUCCACAAGCCUCGGUCAGACGGGAGGGUUCUGGUGAAACAGGAGAUCACUGGAGUGACUGGCCUCUUCCAAAACAGUAUUCUGGAUAUAUUGGACAAAGCCUGAACGUGUGUGUGUGUGUGUGUGUGUGUGUGUGUGUGUGUGUGUGUGUGUGUGUGUGUGUGUGUGUGUGUGUGUGUGUGUGUGUGUGUGUGUGUGUGUGUGUGUGUGUGUGUGUGUGUGUGUGUGUGUGUGUGUGUGUGUGUGUGUGUGUGUGUGUGUUCACAAUCCACUAUCAAAUAAAACACCCUCAUUGUUGCUUUAGGAUCCAUGUAAAACAAAUCACCUGCAUAAGCAAAGCAAUAUGCUCGUCAUGUAUUUAAGUGUGUUUCAGUGUACAGCAUGCAUAAUCUAACCUCAACCCCACAUCUCAGAUCCUCCUCAAAUUCACCCUGGGUCAUUUAUCACCUCUGGGACAUAAUGUACCUUCUGUUAUUUUGGAGUCAUGAAGGUCUUCAAAGUAUGCAGAUAUUUUAAUACAUUGAUGAGGACAUUCGCCAUGUUCUUAUAUUUUAAAGUACAGUAUAUACUAUGUUCUAGUGUGUAAGAGGAAUGUUGGCUUGUUACAUGGAAAGUUUGCACAUAUUUAAAAUGAACUAUGUGGUAAUGAAUUGAGUAGAGAUCUGAUAAUUGCUAUCCGUUUGUACAGCUCACCAACAAUUAUCAGUCCCUCCAGGAUUUUGUGGUUUUGCGAUCGCAGUCAUUAAACACAAAAUCAAGCAAAGUCUGCGAUAUUUUGGAGGACCUUGCGAUUUGGCAGAAUUACCACAGAUUUUCUUCAGAUUUGGGUUAAGAUGCGUCAUACGUGAGCAAUCAGCAGAAGACGACUGAGAUUCACAUUCAUGACAUCAGUCACGAGUAACGCUAUCCUGGAAAGUAAUUAGAUAUGCAUCACCACUGGUAGCAGUUUAAAAGAAGAAUCCUGAGUUUACAAUUCAAGCUUUUUCCAAGCAAUAACCAGCUUUCAAUUCAAGUAGGUUUGAAUUAAAAAAAAAAAAAAGCACCAAAUUCUCUGCAUGUUGCAGGGCUCAUUUAGCAAAAGGUUGCAGGAAAAAUCAAGUAUUUUUGGUUACACGAUAAAAAAUCUUGAGAAAUCCUGAAGGGACAGAAUUACAGUUUUAAAAUGGAGUCCGAAAUCUGCUGUCACUGGUAGACAUUUUGAUUCGAUCCGUUAUCUCUCCCUCUGUUUUCUGAUUUAUGGUGCUUGGGGAAAAAAAACAAAAACGUUUCUCCAAGCAAAUAUAAUUUAUUCAGCAAAUAUUGUCCAUUGCUUUUGUUGUUAUUUCAGCCCUUCUUCAUUUAUCAGUGUUUCUCCAUGUGAACACACUUACACUGUUAAAAAUUCUUACGAACAAUUCAAAAUGGAUAUUGGGUUAAUAUUGUUGUGGUGUAAGGGAGGUCCACAGCUCUUUUAUUUUUUUUUAUAUAUUUUUAAUUAAUUUUAUUUUUUGGGCUACAUACUGUUUACUUUGCCUUUUCUGAAACUAUGGCACACUGCAGCAUUAAUCUCUGCACCUGAAUUAUAUAAAAAUAUGUUUCUAACACUUUUGAAAGCCCAUUGAAGAGAAUUGUAGUUUUCUUUUUUUUUUUUCUUUCUCUUUUUUUUUUUUAAAGAAUGCAAUUAGUUUGUUAAGAUUUAACACCUAAACCCCGGGGAUCUGUUGACAAAUCCAGAAUUCCAGACUUGCACACUAAUAACUUGGAUUAGGAUUAGAAACAGCCCAGUCUGGCAACCUGGAUGUCUAUAUAACCCAUGCACUUUACAUAUUUUUCAACUUUACUGCUUUGAUAUGUAAAUGCCAAAAGGUUUUGUUUCUUCAUUGUAUUAUUUUAUUUAUAACCGUAGGAACGGCAUCCCUCAAGUUCUUCUUCAUAAUGAAACUUGAGUAAAUAUGUAUAUGAUUUGAGACACAGUUCUGGAUAAUGGAUUGUCUCAGAGCACAAGGUCCUAUUGUUUAAAUGCAGUUGACGUGGUACACUUUUGUUAAUAUAACACUGUAAAUCCUGUAAAACUGGCACAGUUGAAUUGAGAUCAACCCCUGCUAGUUUAUUUUUGUAGUACAGAAAUAAAUUAUCUGUGAUAAAA
Messenger RNA from Tachysurus fulvidraco (yellow catfish), 4163 nucleotides. It is a transcript of the gene sh3rf2, whose product is annotated as SH3 domain containing ring finger 2. NCBI's taxonomy places the organism in Eukaryota, Metazoa, Chordata, Actinopteri, Siluriformes, Bagridae. The record is from RefSeq and is a predicted model, not a curated record. Gene Ontology annotation, biological process: protein ubiquitination; positive regulation of JNK cascade; positive regulation of proteasomal ubiquitin-dependent protein catabolic process. Gene Ontology annotation, molecular function: ubiquitin protein ligase activity; protein binding. The transcript is spliced from 10 exons. The coding region runs from base 143 to 2143 and encodes 666 amino acids.